GUAAUCUAGUAUCCUUAUGCAUGAAGAUAAUAAAUUUGGUCGUUGUGGUCGGACUCUAUUGUGGAUUUAUGACCACAUUCUACAUAGGGCCUUCUUAUCUCUUCCUUCUCCGAGCUCGGGUUAUGGACGAAGGAGAAGAAGGAACCGAGAAGAAAGUAUCAGCAAGAACAUGUUUUAUUACGGGACAGCUCAUGAUGUUCAUAUCAAUCUAUUAUGCGCCUAUGCAUUUAGCAUUGUGUAGACCUUAUACAAUAACUGUUCUAGCUCUACCGUAUCUUUUGUUUCAUUUAUUAUGGAACAAUCACAAACAUUUUUUUUAUUAUGGAUCUACUACCAGAAAUAAAAUGUGUAAUCUUCGCAUUCAAUGUUUUCGUUGGUUGGUUAAUUGGUCACAUUUUAUUCCUGCAAAGGUUAUUAGAUCUAAUAAGUAUAAGUUCUUUGUGUCAGAAUUGAGAAAUUCUAUGGCUCGAAUCUUUAGCAGAAUACCAUCACCCAUUUUUACUAAGAAACUUAAAGGAACCUCAGAAAGGGGUGUGACUAAACAGGAGCAAGAGGUAUCCAUUGAAGAAACCCCUUUUCCUUCUAUUUUUUUGAAAGAAGGGGAAGAUCUGGACAAAAUCGAUAAAAUGAAAGAAAUCCUAGUGAAUGGAAAAGACAAAAUUAAUAAAGAUGAUGAAUUACACGUUCGAACAUACUAUAACUAUAAAACUGUUUCUGAAAACCAAUAUGGAAAUAAAGAAAAUUCGAAUUUAGAUUUUUUCAAAAAAACAAAAAAGGAUCAUUAA
This is a messenger RNA of Arabidopsis thaliana (thale cress), 785 nucleotides long. RefSeq names its product Ycf1 domain protein. Gene Ontology annotation, cellular component: membrane. Lineage: Eukaryota; Viridiplantae; Streptophyta; Magnoliopsida; Brassicales; Brassicaceae. The record is from RefSeq and is marked reviewed. The transcript is spliced from 4 exons. The coding region runs from base 21 to 785 and encodes 254 amino acids.